GAGCAGGGGCAGCUUGCCUACUGGCAAAUCCACGCCGAGGCAGCGUGGAACCGCACCGUGUACUUCACGGAGAUCUCGCGCGAGUUCGUCGGCGCGAGGGGCCUCGAGGCGAACCUCCCGGAGCUGGUGCAGUAUUGGUGGGACGAGGACUUCGAGGAGGACACGACCCCAGGGGGGUCCCUGCCGGUCAACAUCUACGCCUGCCUGUACGCCGGCACGGCAGACUUCUUCCGGUCGGAGCUCUUCCGCUCCUACUUCUCCGAGCUCGACUCGUGGAUGGGCUGGGACGAGCACUGCUGGUCGGUGCAGAACGUCCUCGCGGUCGCGGGCGCUUUCUUCAUCCGGGAUGUGGAGCUCACGGAGCUCGUGGUGUUCGGCCGCCACCAGCAGAGCAGCAAGACCCCGGGCGAGGGCUGGAACGAUUCGAGGAAUGGCCUGCUUCCGGCCCGCGGGGAGCGAGGUGCUCGGCCGCCACCGGCGGAGAAGCAGGGCCCCGAGUAG
Prorocentrum cordatum is the source of this 501-nucleotide messenger RNA. NCBI's taxonomy places the organism in Eukaryota, Dinophyceae, Prorocentrales, Prorocentraceae. The record is from the annotation of a GenBank genome assembly.